Messenger RNA from Acanthosepion pharaonis, 519 nucleotides. NCBI's taxonomy places the organism in Eukaryota, Metazoa, Mollusca, Cephalopoda, Sepiida, Sepiidae. The record is from the annotation of a GenBank genome assembly.
AUGACUCUAAUACCAGAGAACAGCGAAGAGGAACCGACAGGUUUGCCACAAUCAGGAAAUAUUUUCAUCGAGGCUUGUGGCACCCAUUAUAUACCACACGAGUUCCUGACUGUUGAUGAGCAGUUACUUGUCUUCCAAGGUCACUGCCCCUUUCGCAUGUACAUCCCAAAUAAACCAGAAAAGUACGGCAUCAAGAUCGUUAUGGUAAAUGAUGUCAAGAGCAAGUACAUGCUGUCAGGGAUCCCCUAUCUAGGGAAGCAGGGGACACGGGCGACAGAGGGGCAAAACCUUGGCCACUCCUUCACCGAGGACCUGACACAGUGCUACCACAACACCAAAAGGAAUGUAACUACCGAAAAUUGGUUCACCUCUAUACCCCUCAUCCAGGUUAUGCUGCACAAUUGUGCCAUGACGCUGAUAGGGACAGUCAGGGGAAACAAGUCAGAGAUACCAGAAGAGAUGAAGGACAAGACUGCAUGGGCUCAGAUUCCAGUGCCUUCCUGUUCACGAAGGACAUGA